Cladophialophora carrionii CBS 160.54 is the source of this 204-nucleotide messenger RNA. RefSeq lists its product as uncharacterized. The annotation marks the transcript as partial. The record is from RefSeq and is a predicted model, not a curated record. The transcript has a single exon. Lineage: Eukaryota; Fungi; Ascomycota; Eurotiomycetes; Chaetothyriales; Herpotrichiellaceae.
CCUCCCCGCCCAUUCAGCUUCUCAUACACGUACAACAGCAUCCUUCUCGACCACCAGAAGAUCCAGACGCGCAAGGCAGUAAGCCGCGUCCGGGGCAAUUAUCACCUCUUCUUGCGCAAUCAGCCGCGGAAACCGCUGUUCAAUGUCCCGAUCGAGAGACAGGCUCUGGGGUCCAGGAGGACGUGGCGCGUGCCGAAGAUGAGG